Messenger RNA from Gadus chalcogrammus (walleye pollock), 917 nucleotides. RefSeq lists its product as uncharacterized. Lineage: Eukaryota; Metazoa; Chordata; Actinopteri; Gadiformes; Gadidae. The transcript is spliced from 2 exons. The record is from RefSeq and is a predicted model, not a curated record. Bases 215 to 595 code for a protein of 126 amino acids.
AUCACCAGCACCCACAACACCACCACCCCCACCAACAACGACACCAACGCAACCAACAACGCCAACACCCCCACCACCAUCAUCAUCCGCGUCCCCGUCCCCAUCUCCAUCAGUGCUCCACGUCGACCAAUGGGACGUGUGCUCCACCCACUUCUCCACAAAGCCCCGGGUGUCGGCCCGCUGGCUCAAGGCCCAGAAGGAGGAGCUGACCCACAUGAGGGCCGUCCAACACGGCAACCAGGCCGUGGUGGAGAACCUGGUGCAGUACUUGAGUGAGGAGGUGGGGGAGCAGAGGUAUGAGGACAUCAUCCAGGAGAACAUCGCCGGGAUCAAAGAGGAGCACGCCAGCUGCCAAGAGGCCACUCAGAAGGCCCUCGAGGACCUGGAGAGGCAACUGGAGGGGGACGUCAUGGAAACGCUCUCUGGGAUGCAGAGGAUCCGAGAGGAGCUGGCGUCCUUUGAAGGUCUGCGCCGUGGCGUGGUCGACGCCGCCGGCCGCCUGGAGCUCGCCGUGCCCGCCCUGCAGGCGUCCUUCACCAGGAAGAUCGGGAACGCCGCGCUCAGGAACACCGCGCUCCGGCGCCACCGCGGCUAAGGGAGCAGGGAGAGGAGUGAGAGGAUGAGCGAGUGACUGAAGGAGUGAGAGGGUGAACGAGUGACUUAAGGAGUGAGAGGAUGAGCGAGUGACCGAAUGAGAGAGUGAAUGAAUGAAUGUGUCAAUUGGUGAGGGAACUAAUGGGGAAGUGAGUGAGUGAAUUUAUGAGGGAGUGAGUGAGGGAAUUAAUGAGUGAAUUGGUGAGUGAGUAAAUGAGUAAGGGAGUGAAUGAAUGAAUGUUGGAGAUGUUACACAAUGCUAGCAAGCUCUGCCGGGAGUGAGAUUGUGUUGCACCUGAUUCUGAUCCAUAUUUUGAAGAUGU